Messenger RNA from Nothobranchius furzeri (turquoise killifish), 1755 nucleotides. RefSeq names its product pre-mRNA splicing tri-snRNP complex factor PRPF4 (gene prpf4). The record is from RefSeq and is a predicted model, not a curated record. Gene Ontology annotation, cellular component: U4/U6 x U5 tri-snRNP complex. Gene Ontology annotation, molecular function: U4 snRNA binding; protein binding; U6 snRNA binding. Gene Ontology annotation, biological process: mRNA splicing, via spliceosome. NCBI's taxonomy places the organism in Eukaryota, Metazoa, Chordata, Actinopteri, Cyprinodontiformes, Nothobranchiidae.
UGGCUAACAGGUAGAUUGGUUAAUUACCCAUAAGUACACGGAUCCACCAACCGGAAAAAGAAGCUUUGACCCGGAAGCCAACAGUUUCAUAUCCGGGUUGCAGUGCUAGGAGACGUUGCGGCUUCGUCUGUUUUUACGCAACACCAGAAGUGAUUUAUAAUGUCGGACGACGAAGGGCUGGCUCCAACCAUGAAGAAGGCUCGCGUUUUCUAUGGCAGCCUGGAGGAGAAGGAGCGGGAGCGCUUGAGCUCAGAGAUGGUGGCAGGAAGUGAUGCGUUAAAGGCGGGCAUCAAGGCAGGAAACAUCAACAUCUCAUCAGGAGAGACUCUGGAGAUGGAAGAGCGGGUCAGUGAGCGGCAGCAGGAGGUGCUUGCAGAGUUUGAGCGGCGCAGACGAGCACGGCAGAUCACUGUGUCCACCGAUGACACAGAAGUUAAGGCCGGCCUCCGAGCACUAGGCGAGCCAAUUACAUUGUUUGGAGAGGGACCAGCUGACCGUCGCGAGAGACUGCGCAGUGUUCUGUCCAUUGUUGGACCUGAUGCGCUAAAAAAGUCCAGGAAGGAUGAAGAGAGAGUCAAAAGGUCACAUGAUGAGUGCCACCAGACAUGGUACCAUGAAGGCCCUGCCUCCCUGAAGGAAGCUCGACUCUGGUUGGCAAGAUACUCUCUGCCACGGGCGAUGAGACGUCUGGAAGAUGCACGUGCACAGAAGGACGUUCCUGGGGCAACCAGGACAAUUCGUCAACAGGAAUUGCACAAGACCCUGAGGAAUCUGAACAACUUUUGCAGUCAGAUCGGGGACGAUCGACCAAUCAGCUUUUGCCAUUUCAGCCCAGAUUCCAAGAUGCUGGCCACAGCAUCCUGGAGCGGUCUAUGUAAGCUGUGGUCCAUACCCGACUGCACUUUGAUCCGUACACUCAGAGGACACAGCACAAAUGUGGGUGCCAUCAUUUUCCGGCCACAGGCUGGUGUGCUUCUGGAUAAAUCCGAGGUGAGUUUGGCUUCGUGUGCUGCUGAUGGGACAGUAAAGCUGUGGAACCUGGAGAGCGACGAGCCGGUGGCAGACAUUGAGGGCCACAGUGACCGAGUGUCACGAGUUUCCUGGCAUCCUUCUGGAAGAUUCCUGGGAACAACUUGUUAUGACAACUCAUGGCGUCUGUGGGACCUCGAGGUUCAAGAGGAGAUCCUUCAUCAAGAGGGUCACAGUACAGGUGUUCAUGACAUCAGCUUCCAUCCUGAUGGCUCGUUGGCCGCUACAGGAGGACUGGAUGCUUUUGGCAGAGUGUGGGACUUACGAACAGGGCGCUGUGUUGUUUUCCUGGAGGGACACCUCAAGGAGAUCUACAGCCUCCACUUCAACCCAAAUGGUCAUCAUCUGGCCACAGGAAGUGGUGAUAAUACCUGUAAGGUUUGGGAGCUGCGUAACAGAAAAUGUUUGUACACAGUACCUGCUCACCAGAAUCUGCUGUCAACCGUGCGGUUCCAACCCACCGAUGGUCACUUCCUGUUGACGGGAUCAUAUGACAACACAGCAAAAGUGUGGAGUCACCCAGGCUGGAUGCCCCUGAAGACACUUGCUGGACAUGAGGGAAAGGUGAUGGGCAUUGACGUGUCGCCUGAUGGUAAACUGAUUGCAACCUGCUCCUAUGAUCGAACCUUUAAACUCUGGCUGUCAGAGUGAUGUUAUCAGUGAUGUCAUCUAAAUGAACAACUGCUUUUUUUUAGUUUGAUACUUUAAAUAAAAGUUUUGACCAAG